AUGGAGGAGGCGGAAAGAGAUAGGAUUGAAGGGGCAGCUGAAGUGGAUGCGAGAAAGAAAAUAGAUGCAAACGAUGGGGUGAAGAAAGAAGAGAUGAAGAGGAGGAAAACGAUUGUCGAAAUGGAUGAGGAGUUAAAGGCAAAGAUGGAGGGUAGGGAGGGUGCAGCUGGUGUAUCGUAUGAAGGAGGAAAGCCGGUUACAGAUGGGUUUGGAAGAGGUGUGAAAAGUAACAUGUUUAGAGUUAUUUGA
This is a messenger RNA of Sclerotinia sclerotiorum 1980 UF-70, 249 nucleotides long. RefSeq lists its product with no specific name. The record is from RefSeq and is a predicted model, not a curated record. The coding region runs from base 1 to 249 and encodes 82 amino acids. The transcript has a single exon. Lineage: Eukaryota; Fungi; Ascomycota; Leotiomycetes; Helotiales; Sclerotiniaceae.